Molecule: messenger RNA, 1731 nt
Organism: Eremothecium gossypii ATCC 10895
Lineage: Eukaryota; Fungi; Ascomycota; Saccharomycetes; Saccharomycetales; Saccharomycetaceae
Product: AFR228Wp
Exons: 1
Coding region: 1-1731 (576 amino acids)
Biological process (GO): transmembrane transport; oligopeptide transport
Cellular component (GO): membrane
Molecular function (GO): dipeptide transmembrane transporter activity
Source: RefSeq, marked provisional
AUGAACGAGGAAAAGGAAACUGCAAAAGUGAACUUUGUUCAAGACUUGGAGAAAGAGAAGUAUAUCACAGAAACUGAAACAUUACAAAUUCCAACCGAACAUGAAGAAUUGACGCUACGCCGUAUAGUCACCAGUCCCAAGAUUCACCUCUAUUUUAUAUGCCUGAUUGAGUUUGCAGAACGUGGCUCCUUCUAUGGAACAGGGAAUAGGAUGGGCAACUUUUACCAGUAUCCAUUGCCAAUUGGUGGAAACGGCGCGGGAGCGCCGGGACCGGGCGAACAGGACCCUGGCGCACUUGGAAAGGGCCUAGCAGUAGCUACAGCGAUGGGGCUACUUCUAAAAUUUACCUCUUAUACGUUCUCUAUAAUCACGGGCUAUAUCAGCGAUGUGUAUAUUGGCCAAAUAAAGAUGCUGUGGAUUGGAGUGUGGCUAGGGGUAGGGUCACAUAUUUUGUUCAUCAUAGCAGCUCUGCCAUCCGUCUUAGCACAUACCAAUGUAGCAUAUGCACUAUCAGUGGUUGCUUUGCUUUCGUUGUCACUAUGCACCUCCUUUGUUAAACCUGUACUACUACCUCUCUUAUUACAACAGUACCCUUAUAAGACGAAUAUUGUGAAGACCCUCCUAUCUGGGGAGCGGGUGAUUGUUGAUCGUGAUGCAUCGUUACAGAGGAUGACAAUGGUGUUCUAUUGGGCCAUAAAUGUUGGGGCAUUUUUGUCAUUGGCGACAGCGUAUUCUGCACAAAGGGUAGGCUACUGGCUAGCAUUUACUGUACCUUUAAUAAUUUAUUUGUUGAUGCCAAUAGUCUUAUGGAAGCUACAGGAAGAUAUCAAAACAAAUGAGCCUUCGAGGGAAUCAGUUCUUGCAGAAAGUUUAAAAGUGUUAAAGGUAUGCUAUGAAUGGGGAUGGAUCAAGCGAUACUGGAGUGGCCAGUUCUGGGAUUACGCGAAACCCACAAAUUUAAUACAACAAGGUCGGAUUGGAUGGCGCAAGAAAAAAGCGGGCUUCUAUGACGAGAAAUAUGUGUACGAUACCAAACUAACAAUAUCUGCUUGUACUAUUUUUCUCUACUAUGUCAUUUAUCAAAUGCACAGCAACCUAGACGAGCCUAUGAGAAGCCAGGCUGGCUCAAUGGAGGGUGAAGGGGUUCCGAAUGAUCUUUUUUCAAACUUCAAUCCGAUAUCAAUCAUAGUAGUGAUGCCCAUACUAGAUUAUGUUUUGUAUCCGCUACUAAGACGCUAUCGUAUCAACUUCAAACCUGUCUACCGCAUUUUCUGCGGGUUCAUGAUAGGAUGCCUCGGAUCUACGGUUGGUGCAAUAAUUCAAUGGAGAGUGUAUAAUACUUCGCCUUGCGGUUAUAUGGGAGCAACAACAUGUCCCGAGUUACAUCAUAAGAAAUCUCCCUUAUCUCGCUGGCUAGUGGCAAUAGAAUAUGCCUUAGGCGGAACCUCAGAGUGUUUGGCUAUGACUACCGGGUAUGAGAUUGCUUUUGAAAGAUCUCCAAAAAAAAUGAAGGGAUUCGUUUUGGCUUUGUUCAUGUUUACCGUUGCUAUCUCAUCUGCCAUUAUUUUACCCAUAACUCCAUUUUUCAAAGACCCAUAUCUCAUACAACCGUUUGCUGUCUGCGCAGGUGUCGGGGCACUCACAGCAAUCAUCUUUUUAUGGAGAUACUGGGACUUAGACAAGCAGAUGAAACUGGAGAGAGAGCUUUCAUCACCUGAAAAUAGCUCCUAG